Panthera uncia (snow leopard) is the source of this 3064-nucleotide messenger RNA. It is a transcript of the gene GRIN1, whose product is annotated as glutamate ionotropic receptor NMDA type subunit 1. The coding region runs from base 16 to 2832 and encodes 938 amino acids. Gene Ontology annotation, cellular component: neuron projection; plasma membrane; synapse. Gene Ontology annotation, biological process: chemical synaptic transmission; monoatomic ion transport; ionotropic glutamate receptor signaling pathway. The transcript has 20 exons. Gene Ontology annotation, molecular function: NMDA glutamate receptor activity. NCBI's taxonomy places the organism in Eukaryota, Metazoa, Chordata, Mammalia, Carnivora, Felidae. The record is from RefSeq and is a predicted model, not a curated record.
CUCUGCCCGGAGCCCAUGAGCACCAUGCGCCUGCUGACACUCGCCCUGCUUUUCUCCUGCUCCUUUGCCCGUGCCGCCUGCGACCCCAAGAUUGUCAACAUCGGAGCCGUGCUGAGCACGCGAAAGCAUGAGCAGAUGUUCCGUGAGGCCGUGAACCAGGCCAAUAAGCGGCAUGGCUCCUGGAAGAUUCAGCUCAACGCCACCUCGGUCACCCACAAGCCCAACGCCAUCCAGAUGGCCCUGUCGGUGUGCGAGGACCUCAUCUCCAGCCAGGUCUACGCCAUCCUAGUUAGCCACCCACCUACCCCCAACGACCACUUCACUCCCACCCCCGUCUCCUACACAGCCGGCUUCUACCGCAUCCCCGUCCUGGGGCUGACCACCCGUAUGUCCAUCUACUCAGACAAGAGCAUACACCUGAGCUUCCUUCGCACGGUGCCGCCCUACUCCCACCAGUCGAGCGUCUGGUUCGAGAUGAUGCGCGUCUACAGCUGGAACCACAUCAUCCUCCUGGUCAGCGACGACCACGAGGGCAGGGCCGCCCAGAAGCGCCUGGAGACGCUGCUGGAGGAGCGCGAGUCCAAGGCUGAGAAGGUGCUGCAGUUCGACCCGGGGACCAAGAACGUGACGGCGCUGCUGAUGGAGGCACGGGAGCUGGAGGCCCGGGUCAUCAUCCUCUCUGCCAGCGAGGACGACGCCGCCACCGUGUACCGCGCAGCCGCGAUGCUGAACAUGACAGGCUCCGGGUAUGUGUGGCUGGUGGGGGAGCGAGAGAUCUCGGGGAACGCCCUGCGCUACGCCCCUGACGGCAUCAUCGGACUGCAGCUCAUCAAUGGCAAGAACGAGUCGGCCCACAUCAGUGACGCCGUCGGUGUGGUGGCCCAGGCAGUGCACGAACUCCUGGAGAAGGAGAACAUCACCGACCCACCGCGGGGCUGCGUGGGCAACACCAACAUCUGGAAGACAGGGCCGCUCUUCAAGAGGGUGCUGAUGUCCUCCAAGUACGCAGACGGGGUGACAGGCCGCGUGGAGUUCAACGAGGACGGGGACCGGAAGUUCGCCAACUACAGCAUCAUGAACCUGCAGAACCGCAAGCUGGUGCAAGUGGGCAUCUACAACGGCACCCACGUUAUCCCCAACGACAGGAAGAUCAUCUGGCCAGGUGGAGAGACAGAGAAGCCCCGAGGGUACCAGAUGUCCACCAGGCUGAAGAUUGUGACGAUCCACCAGGAGCCUUUCGUGUACGUCAAGCCCACGCUGAGCGAUGGCACAUGCAAGGAGGAGUUCACGGUCAAUGGGGACCCGGUGAAGAAGGUGAUCUGCACAGGACCCAAUGACACGUCACCGGGCAGCCCACGCCACACAGUGCCUCAGUGCUGCUAUGGCUUCUGCAUUGACCUGCUCAUCAAGUUGGCGCGGACCAUGAACUUCACCUAUGAGGUGCACCUGGUGGCCGAUGGCAAGUUCGGCACUCAAGAGCGGGUGAACAACAGCAAUAAGAAGGAGUGGAACGGGAUGAUGGGCGAGUUGCUCAGCGGGCAGGCGGACAUGAUCGUGGCGCCCCUGACCAUCAACAAUGAGCGUGCACAGUACAUCGAGUUCUCCAAGCCCUUCAAGUACCAGGGCCUGACCAUUCUGGUCAAGAAGGAGAUCCCCCGAAGCACGCUGGACUCGUUCAUGCAGCCCUUCCAGAGCACACUGUGGCUGCUGGUGGGGCUCUCGGUGCACGUGGUGGCGGUGAUGUUGUACCUGCUGGACCGCUUCAGCCCCUUCGGCCGGUUCAAGGUGAACAGUGAAGAGGAGGAGGAGGACGCGCUGACCCUGUCUUCGGCCAUGUGGUUCUCCUGGGGUGUCCUGCUCAACUCGGGUAUCGGGGAAGGUGCCCCCCGAAGCUUCUCAGCGCGCAUCCUGGGCAUGGUGUGGGCCGGCUUCGCCAUGAUCAUCGUGGCCUCCUACACCGCCAACCUGGCGGCCUUCCUGGUGCUGGACCGGCCCGAGGAGCGCAUCACCGGCAUCAACGACCCGCGGCUGAGGAAUCCCUCGGACAAGUUCAUCUACGCGACUGUGAAGCAGAGCUCGGUGGACAUCUACUUCCGGCGGCAGGUGGAGCUGAGCACCAUGUACCGACACAUGGAGAAGCACAACUAUGAGAGCGCGGCCGAGGCCAUCCAAGCCGUGCGGGACAACAAGCUUCAUGCCUUCAUCUGGGACUCCGCGGUGCUGGAGUUUGAAGCCUCGCAGAAGUGCGACCUGGUGACCACUGGCGAGCUGUUCUUCCGCUCAGGCUUCGGCAUCGGCAUGCGCAAGGACAGCCCCUGGAAGCAGAACGUCUCCCUGUCCAUCCUCAAGUCCCACGAGAACGGCUUCAUGGAAGACCUGGACAAGACGUGGGUGCGGUACCAGGAGUGUGACUCGCGCAGCAACGCCCCUGCUACCCUUACCUUCGAGAACAUGGCAGGGGUCUUCAUGCUGGUGGCUGGGGGCAUUGUGGCCGGCAUCUUCCUGAUCUUCAUUGAGAUCGCCUACAAGCGACACAAGGACGCUCGUCGGAAGCAGAUGCAGCUAGCCUUUGCCGCGGUGAACGUGUGGAGAAAGAACUUGCAGGAUAGAAAGAGUGGUAGAGCAGAGCCCGACCCUAAAAAGAAAGCCACAUUUAGGGCUAUCACCUCCACCCUGGCUUCCAGCUUCAAGAGACGUAGGUCCUCCAAAGACACGAGCACCGGGGGUGGACGCGGCGCUUUGCAAAACCAAAAAGACACAGUGCUGCCGCGACGCGCUAUUGAGAGGGAGGAGGGCCAGCUGCAGAUGUGUGCCCGUCAUAGGGAGAGCUGAGACGCCCUGCCCGCCCUCCUCUGCCCCCCUCCCCCGCAGACAGACAGACAGAUGGACGGGACAGCGGCCCGGCCCACGCAGAGUCCCGGAGCACGACGGGGUCAGGGGGAGGAGCGCCCCCCAGCCUCCCCCAGGCCGCGCCCGCCCGCCCGCCGGUCGGCCGGCUGGCCGGUCCACCCGUCCCGGCCCUGCGCGUGCCCCCGAGCAUGGGGGCUAACGGGCUGCCUUGUCU